This is a messenger RNA of Diospyros lotus (date-plum), 1141 nucleotides long. RefSeq names its product calmodulin-like protein 3. The record is from RefSeq and is a predicted model, not a curated record. Lineage: Eukaryota; Viridiplantae; Streptophyta; Magnoliopsida; Ericales; Ebenaceae. The transcript has a single exon. Gene Ontology annotation, molecular function: calcium ion binding. The coding region runs from base 7 to 735 and encodes 242 amino acids.
UAUUGGAUGGCAUGGAUGGAUGUCUAUAAAAUACUGGCUGUCUUUGCAAAGCCAGGCUUAGUCUUUCUGUCUCCUGGUUUCUCUCAGCACCACGAACAAGCAGAAAUGGCAGCCCUUUUAUGGAGGAUUUUCCUCCUCUACCACCUCCUGAACGCACUCCUUCUCUCUCUGGUCCCCAAGAAGUUGAGGGUCUUUCUGCCCUCUUCUUGGUUCCCGCCGCAGCCUCCAGUCGUGGACGCCGCCGCCGCUCCCCACCGCCGCCGCAGCAUCAGCAGCAGCAGAAUGGAGGUCACCGAGCUCCGACGCGUCUUCCAGAUGUUCGACCGCAACGGCGACGGCAGCAUCACCAAGAAGGAGCUCAACGACUCGCUGGAGAACAUGGGCAUCUUCAUCCCGGACUCGGAGCUCACCCAGAUGAUCCAGAAGAUCGACGUCAACGGCGACGGCUGCGUGGACAUCGACGAGUUCGGCGACCUCUACCAGUCCAUCAUGGACGAGCGCGACGAGGAGGAGGACAUGAGGGAGGCCUUCAACGUGUUCGACCAAAACGGCGACGGCUUCAUCACGGUGGAGGAGCUGAGAUCGGUGCUGGCCUCGCUGGGGAUCAAGCAGGGCCGGACGGCGGAGGACUGCCGGAGAAUGAUCAUGAAGGUGGAUUCUGACGGGGACGGGAUGGUGAACUUCGCCGAGUUCAAGCAGAUGAUGAGAGCCGGCGGGUUCGCCGCGUUGGGAUGACCCGGAAUCGACGGGGAGGAGCUAGGGAAAAUCAAUUCCUUUCUUGAUUAAUUGGGAUUGUUUGAUUCAUUGGGUUGUAAAUACUUUCGGAGCAAACGAGGUGACAUUAUUGUUGCCAUCAUCAUCAUCAUCAACUUCUUCUUCAACUCAUCCAUCACCAUCGUUUUCGCUUUCUUGGUUUCUUUUUCUUGGCUGAUGAAUCUGUUGAAAGAAAGAAGAAGGAAAAUCUUCUCUCUCUUUCUCUCUCUCUCUCUCUCUCCAACUUCUUCGUCUUCCUCUGGGCAAGGCAUAGGGAGCGAUUUGAAUUCAGUUCUUUCUUGUUAUGGAUUGUCGACAUUUUUGAAUACAUAUCCGGUUUUGUAUUUGUUGUUUCUAUAAUUAAAUUUCGUUUUCUCUUUUUCGAUUC